Molecule: messenger RNA, 636 nt
Organism: Dicentrarchus labrax (European seabass)
Lineage: Eukaryota; Metazoa; Chordata; Actinopteri; Moronidae
Gene: atoh1c
Product: atonal bHLH transcription factor 1c
Exons: 1
Coding region: 1-636 (211 amino acids)
Molecular function (GO): protein dimerization activity
Source: RefSeq, a predicted model, not a curated record
AUGCCGCCGAGUAAAAGCCUCUUUGCGCCUUUCAUCUCAGUGGACCCGGAGGGAGGCGUCGGCCCCGCGGCCCCGGUGGCCCUCCACGCCGACAUCCACGCUCUGCUGCAGCGGAGCCGCGCACAGGAGCGGCCGGGGACAGAGCGCACCCGGCGCGGCUGCGACCACCGAGACCCCCCGUGCGCCAUCGUCGAGCUUCGGCUCGGCCCCGCCGGCGGCGCGCUACACUACCUGCAGCCGGAUAAGUGCGCCCUGGAGCGUGCGCAGAGACGGCGACGCCUCGCUGCCAACGCCCGAGAGAGGAGGAGGAUGCUGGGGCUCAACGUCGCGUUCGACCGGCUCCGGAGCGUCAUCCCCAACCUGGAGAGCGACAAGAAGCUCUCCAAAUCCGAGACCCUCCAGAUGGCGCAGAUCUACAUCGCCACCCUCAGCGAACUGCUGGAGGAGGGCGCCUCGGUACCGAGCCGCACACCGCGGCCCCCGGCCUCACAGGGGACCACAUAUGUGUCAGGGGAGCCAUCGGGGCCAGUCAGGGACUUUGAGAGCGGGAAGAGCAGCGGGGGCCCGGCGCGCACAGAGGAGGAGCACAGGAGUUAUGGGGAGGACAUGUGGGAGAGAACGAGCGGGACCAAGUGA